AGCAUUACUUUCCUGUGAGAGGUUGACGGGUAAACAGUGCACGGCUUAGCUCAGCUCUGACUAGUACACCCCCCACUGGAAGGUUGAAACACAGGCAGGCAGGCUCACUCUCACCGCUCAGACAUUACUGAGAGAGGAACAGAGAGGAGAAGACAGACAGACGAGAGAGAGACGACAGAGAGAGAGAGAGAGAUCAGAGGGAAUAAGAGCAGGGUAGUAGCUCAGUGUCACAACAAGAGAAGAGAAUCAGACUGCCAGUCAUCUUCUAACUCUGUCUGAACAGGGACUUCUUGACUGAAGCUCUGUGUUCUAUUGUGCUGUGUAGUCACAGUAUAGUGAGGGAAGCCUCACAGAGGGAGUGUGUGGGGUGGUUAUUGUAUUGCGUUUCAGCACAGCAAGAGAGAGAGAGUUUCCUCAGAGGAAAAGGAGGAGAGCUGUUUCUGUCUCUAGUCGCUGUCGUUCCCCUGAGUGUGUGAGAGGGUUGGCUCUUUGGGGACAGGAAGAGCAGGGCUUGCGAUGCGACCUGAGCGCUGAGUGGAGUAUGCUGCAGACGAUUUACGAGAGCGAGUCAAAUUUCUCCACCACAACAAACGAGCUCGUUGGCCACCAGCGACUCUUGGACCAGCAGAAGAUGCACAACGUUAACUCAGUGGACAUUAAGCCAGAGGUACUUUUGGACCCCGUGUCUCCGUUGGACCUGCGUACAGACCUGAGGAUGCUGGGGCCUGGCUCGGACCCGGGAAUGUGGGAGCGUCAGUUGCAGCAGGAGCUGCUCCUCAUCCAGAAACAGCAGCAGGUCCAGAAACAGCUGCUGAUCAGCGAGUUCCAGAAGCAGCAUGAGAAUCUGACCCGCCAGCACCAGGCCCAGCUCCAGGAGCACCUCAAGCUGCAACAGGAGCUGCAGGCCAUGAAGCAGCAGCAGGAGCUGGUGGAGAAGGAGAGGAGGCAACAGCAGCAGCAGCAGAGCCAGCAGGAGAAGGAGCAGGAGAGACAUCGGAGGGAGCAGCAUGUCCUCUGUCUCAGCCUCAGGGGCAAGGAGCGCACCAGAGAGAGUCUCACAGGUGCUGUGGCCAGUAAUGAGGUGAAGCAGAAACUCCAAGAGUUUCUGUUGAGUAAAUCAAACAAGGACCUGUCCACUGCCGGAGCCACACACACGCUUAUCCAUCACCCCAAGCUCUGGUACACGUCCUCCCACCACACGUCUCUGGACCAGAGUUCUUCUCCCCUGGGAGGCAUGUCUCCUGUCUGCCACUACACACUCCCCUCCCAUCAGGACGGACAGGACGACUUCCCACUGAGGAAAACAGCCUCAGAGCCCAACCUGAAGGUGAAGUCUAGACUGAAGCAGAAGGUAGCAGAGAGGAGGAGUAGUCCACUGCUGAAGAGGAAAGACAGCAACGUCAUGACCCCCUACAAGAAGAGGGCCCUAGAAAUGAUGGGUACAACUUACUCUACAGCCACUAACAGUGCUCCAGGCUCAGGACCCAGCUCUCCCAUCGGAGCCUCCAGCGCCCUGGGGGCCGAGAACGGGCCCUCCUCUCUCCCCACCACCACAAAAACCGAGCGCUGGCCAUCACAGCCUAGGUUAUUUCGUCCAGAGGGCUCCAUGUCCAACCUUCUGAGCUUAUACACGUCUCCCUCCUUACCCAACAUCACCCUGGGCCUCUCUGCCACCUCCUCCCAGAUCAGCGCUGCCAUCGGGCUGAAGGAGAAGACUGGGGAGGUCAGACAUGGUCUACCAGGGCAGCUCCUGGGGCCUGUGCCCAUGCCCACGGUGACCUCCAUGGAGACCAAGGUGUCCCCCAGCCAUCAGGCCCUGCUCCAACACCUCCUUCAGAAGGAACAGAUAAGACGGCAGAAGAUCCUCUCCUCCUCUGGUCAAGGCUCCAUGCCCGCCCACCCCCACUCCCCUCUGGCCAUGAAGGACAGGCCCUCCUCCAACAGCAGACCCAAGCUACCCAAGCACCGGCCCCUGAACCGGACCCAGUCAGCCCCUCUGCCCCAGAGCACCCUGGCUCAGCUGGUCAUCCAGCAGCAACACCAGCACUUCCUGGAGAAGCAGAAACAGUACCAGCAGCAGAUCCACAUCAAUAAGCUGCUGUCCAAGUCCAUUGAGCAACUCCGUCAGCCCAGCUCCCUGGUCAACCCACACCUGCAGGAGUCAGAGGAAGAGGAGGACAACACCCGGAGGAUGGAGGAUGAGAGGAUGGACAUGCAGGAGGACAGGAUGCCCCCUGGUGGCGUGAUCCAGAAACACACCCUUCGUUCCAGCAGCAGCAGUGGCAGCAACAGCUCUCUCGGGGAGCUGUCCUCCAUCGUAGAGGCCCACCACCGCCUGGGGGUCAUAAAGGUCAAAGAGGAGCCAAUCGACAGCGAGGACGAGUCCCUGUCCAAUCAGAACCUAGCGGCGGAGCAGAGUGCCUCACUCCACCAGGUUAAAGGUCAGCUGGUGAUAAGAGCUAUGAUCUGAGAGGGGGCAGAAGAUGAAGGAGAUCACACACUGCGACAUUCAGAGACGCAUACGUACACACACACACACACACACACACACACACACACACACACACACACACACACACACACACACACACACACACACACACACACACACACACACUGCAGCCAACACACACACAGAGCCAACUAGGACUCCCCAGGCAAUCCUCUCCCUGCCCUGAGAUGUGACGCUGUCUCAGUGAAGUGCAGCCGCACCCCAAACCCCCACCAGACUGACUCUCUGUUUGUGAACUUUGUGAAGUGAUCUGUAAUGUAAAGUAUGUUUCACCGUGCUGUAUAUAACAUGAAGAGAAGAUUUACUAGAAGAAUGCUCCUUCUUUUUUUACUUCUAAGGAACUGCUUUGAUUGUUUUCAGGUUCUGCUCAAUUGACAUAAUGUAAUAUGUAUGUAUACAGUAGAUUUAGCGUAAGAGAAUAUUCUAGAAGGGAGGGAAAGUUUUACCGUUGUACAGUUUAUGAAUGCCAUUUUAUGUUCCCAUAGUGUAACAUUUAUGUCAUCAAUUCACUUCAACUUUGACUUGCUGACUGUUGUUGUUUUAUUCAAAAAGAAAAAGUAAAACGUCAUAUUCUCCGUCAUUCUCCAAAAAGCUGUGAUGUUCUGUGUUCAGUGGUCUCUGAAAAUGACAUGAAAAUAAGGAAGCAUGCUCAUGUCUGUAUGAGAGAGAAUGUAUUGUUCAACCUUAACACAACACAACCCACCCUUAGCACUGACUACAGCCAGCUUACACUGGGAAUGAGACUGUUUAUUGAUGUACAGUACUGCAGAGUGGAGGAGCAAAUGCUAAAUCAGUGGAUGGAUGGAUGGAUGGAUGGAUGGAUGGAUGGAUGGAUGGAUGGAUGGAUGGAUGGAUGGAUGGAUGGAUGGAUAAAUGGAUGGAUAAAUGGAUGGAUGGAUGGAUGGAUGGUGCAGGCAGUCAGCUCCAUCAGACCAUAGGACCAGGUCUGCUUCUCAAAUGGGCAUCCCAUAGGCCUCAGGUUAAAAGUUCUGUGCUAUAUAGGGAAUAUAGCAAGAACAAAACAACAAAAUCAUCCUGGUUUGCCACGGUCCUGUGUUGAGAUGCCAUAUCAUCCUAAUCCUCAUCAUCCUCCUCUUCCUCCUCCUCCUCCUCCCUUCAGGGUCCAAAUCAAGCUCAGCCAGGUUCCUGCACAACUUUCAGCAGAGGAAUCACUAACAGAGAGAAGGAGAGAGAAAGAGAGGGAGAGAAAGAGGGAGCGAGAGAGAGAGAGAUUGAGAGAGAGAGAAGGAGAGGGAGAAAGUGAGAGAGCGAGAAAUAGAAGAAGAGAAAUAACGAGAGAGGGAGAGAGAGAGAGAGAGAGAGAGAAGGAGAGAAAGAGAGAGAGAGAGAAAGAGGGAGAAGGAGAGAAAGAGAGACAGAGAGAGAGAAAAGUAGAGGGAGAGAGAGAGAGAGAGAGAGAGAGAGAGAGAGAGAGAGAGAGAGAGAGGGAGAAGGAGAAGGAGAGGAGAGAGUAGAGGGCGGGCAGGAAAUGCCUUCUAGAAGCCAGGAGUCGGAAUGAUUCAUGUGUGCAGGAAUGUUAGGGGAGAGGAGGACCCAGGGUUGUAGGAGUCCAAGGGGCCAGGCUUGAGAAUUGAUUUACUGUCAAGGCGAAUUACAAAGCGACUGGGGAUAUGGUUAAGGGAGACCCUUUUUUAAAGGGAAUCGCUUCCUUCAUACUCCCCAGUGACAUGCUUACCUCCACACGCAGGUUUGAUGUUACUUCAAUAAAAUAAAAAACAAGAUGGGACCUCUCUCCUUCUCCUCAACCCCCAACCCUGACUUCCUCUUGAAAUUGCCCCAUGCAACAUGUCGACUUAAAGUGGUCAAUCAAUGUAUUGCAAAGCUGUAACUUUUUUUUCCUGUUUCGUUUGUCUUGUCAAUGUAUAAAAUGUUAGUAUGGGGUUCUGUGUUUGGGUUCCUGUGAAAGACAUAAACUAUGUCUGUCAGUCUGUCUGUCUGCCUGUCUGACUCAUACUGUACAUUUAGCUCAACCCAUUCUAAUGUUUCUAGUGUAAAAAUCACUUUCAAUCGGAACAAUGUCAGUCUUGUUCCCUUGCUUCUUUGAUUGGGCUGUAACGGGGCCCCUUCUCUACCCGUGGGGGGUCCCUGGAUUCUGUUCAUAGCUGUUUGCGUUUGUUCUCUUUUUUUUCUGCCUUGUGCUACAAACCUUUCUUUUAUAAAAUAAAGUUCAUUCCCCUACUGUGCAA
Salmo salar (Atlantic salmon) is the source of this 4719-nucleotide messenger RNA. Lineage: Eukaryota; Metazoa; Chordata; Actinopteri; Salmoniformes; Salmonidae. The record is from RefSeq and is a predicted model, not a curated record.